This is a messenger RNA of Linum trigynum, 2039 nucleotides long. The record is from the annotation of a GenBank genome assembly. NCBI's taxonomy places the organism in Eukaryota, Viridiplantae, Streptophyta, Magnoliopsida, Malpighiales, Linaceae.
UUCAAGAUGAAAAGAUUGCUAAGUAUUACUAACUAGCAACAUUUAUUCAACGGGGAGAGGUCGUACAAAUACCAAUAACAGACAUCUGGGAUCACUACCAGGAAUAAAAUGAAAACCACACGGGACUGAAAAACCCCGAUGAGCCAAACAGUCGGCUGAAAAAAUUACUGUCUCUAAACACGUGGGAGAGUUGAACAACGCAGUUCUGCUCGAAAAGGCCACGAAACUGAAGAAAAUGUCUCUGGAUUUUGCAAAUGACAAUGUACACAGCUUUAACUACAGUUAUGAUCCAACAGAAGAACACCUGCAAUUCAUCCAUAAUGGCUUCAUUGCCGAUUUCCCACCAACAGCGAUGAACGCCAUUGGUAAAGAUAAUUUCUCCUCACAGACCAUUGCACUGAAGCCCAGCUAUCACAGCAGUAAAGUACCUCAGUUCGAUGAACCUAUAAAACAGAUGGUUAAGCCUUCUCUGUAUCUUCAUAUCAAAGACAGCUUUUUAUAUGUACGGUGACUCCCGACCUCAGUGUAGAUACUACUGCAGCCACCGUCUUCCCUGAUCGGGCCAGCACCAUUCAUGACAUUCAAAGCUUGUAGGAGUCCUUGAUGCUUAAAUCGUCCUCAAAGCUUGUUCAUACCAUUGAAGAAAGUACGAACAAAUUUUCUUCAAUGGUUCCGCCACAAUUCCGUGAUGCUGAAAUCGUCCUUCAUCCUUUUCCUUCUCACGAGAAAAAACAAUGGUCUCGAGAGAAAUCCAGCAGUGAAUAACAAGGGAACAUUUAUGACCUUCGAUCAAUUUCUGCAAUUUGCCGAAGGCAAAAUCUGCUCCAGGCAUUAUGAAUCAUGAUCAAGAUAAAUGUAAGUAAUUCUCCUUCAUCUAAGCCAUCUGCUAAUAAUACCCAAAAACAACUUGCAGAAUGCUGCAUACAUUGCAUCGAAAAAAGGCCUUGACAUUGUUACCACGGUGAGCACAGCCCUAGAUGAAGCCUCAUUUGACAAACAGACUACUGAACUAGUCUUAAUACAUUUGGACGAUACAUCAGUGUUGGCCAGAUUCAGCAGUCUCGGGUACAAAAAGGAUGCUGGCUGUCAAGGAAAAAGUAAGCGACAUACCAAAGGCUACGGCAGAUGAAAUAAAAAAGCAUGCAGUUGCAGUCACCUCGACUAGAUUCUCAUUCUCUAUAAUCCAACAAGCCAUGGCUUCACUAGGAAGGAAACCGAUUUUGUUAAGGUACUGCGAGCUGCAAACUUGUCUGUGUUCGUCACAACUCUGAACAAUGAAUAUCUCUCACUUGCAUUUGAUUUCAACAAGGAUGCCAUGUUCGGGAUCGCCACUUACACGAUGAUGAUGUCAAUCAAUGGUACCAUUACAGAAUAUCCAUGAACUGCAAACAAAUAUUGAGUAAGCAUUCAUUCAUGCAGCCUUCUUUCAUCCCUCCAAAAUACCAUACAAAUCCGAAAUCCUCCUCCUUUUUGCCCCUGUUGUAGAAAACCCAUGUUCGAAUCUUAACGACCCAGAUCUCAAGUACACCAUCUUACCAAUCUCCCCGGGUCAAAAGCUCAAUCUAACCAGGAACUCGAAAUCCCGUGUCCUCUGAAAUCAGCUGUAGCUGUUAAAGAGUAAAGACAUUGCUGACCCACCAUUACCUGCAGUGAGCAUAGUUCAAGUUGAAGAAGCUCCUCCUCCAGAUUCAUCUUCUUGUGCCCAUUCCAGUCUUUCAUUCGCAGCUAUGGCGUUGCUAAGCUUACUCAAUGGCUUCUUCAUCAUCCUAACUCCCAGCCAGAACUUCUAACUGACGAGUGACGUCUAGCAUUAGCAAUCAUCAUUCCAACUUUACAUCUGUUUAGAUUGCAAUUUAUCACAUUUCAUUCUACAAUCUAGAUCUUUUUACACACUAAUCCACCAUCUCCGCCAUUCAUUUCUCACAUUCUAAGAACCCUAGAUUCGGUUCUAGGCCGAAAAUCGAUCACAUGCAACUCAACAACAUUUAUAAAAAUUCUUCAACACAGCUCAUUAUAAAAUCAUCGCCAGAAAGAGAAAU